Messenger RNA from Alternaria incomplexa, 1437 nucleotides. RefSeq lists its product as uncharacterized. The coding region runs from base 1 to 1437 and encodes 478 amino acids. The transcript has 3 exons. NCBI's taxonomy places the organism in Eukaryota, Fungi, Ascomycota, Dothideomycetes, Pleosporales, Pleosporaceae. The record is from RefSeq and is a predicted model, not a curated record.
AUGCCGGAAACUCGUCAAGUGUCAGUUUCGGUCGACCGUUACCAGAAGUUCCCCAAGGCCCAGCGGCAACCGAACGUCAAGCUAGGGGGCCUGCUCUCACUUGUGACACUGACUAUCGACAACCUGUAUUGCAUCCUCAACAAAGUACAGAGUCCUUCAUCGCAACCAUCGCCAUCUCUUCAUGAAGCCAGCACAGCAUCCUUCGCGAGCGGAAUCCGAAUUAAUUACCCCGUCGUACGCGCGCCGUCCGGCACUAGCUCGCGAGCCGAAUCCCAGGACGCGCCCAACAUCGCAUCCCGGAUGCACGACCCGUCGCUGGUACAUCACUGGAGCUCCCAGCUGUCAACAAUCGCCUCCGUCUCCGAACGCGACUCGCGAUCCCUCGCACGAAACUCCCGGUCGCUCGGCGCCAGAUCACAUUCACAAGAAAGCUAUGCGGGCAACGGUCGAACAGCGAUUCCACGCCGGAGGGGACAGACAAUUGGGAGUGCACAGUCGUCGUCGGACAAUGUAUCGUCGGAAGGUCAUACCGAGUUUUCUGCAGUGCCAGUGCCGCGGCCGCUCUUCUCUCCUACCACACGAUCUUCGUCGGACGACAACAGUGAACACAUGGACACGAUCUCGCCGCUGCCUACAUCGAUCCCUCUGCGCAUGAAGAACUCGGGGUACUUGCGCAACAGAGCCAAUAGUACCGAUGCAGUAUCGAUGAGCGACGAGCGACCUGGAUCUUCUCAGUCGCAUAUGUCCAGAUUCAUUGCAGACAACAUUCCAGCCUGGGCAAGGGUUUACUACCAAAAGGGAGAACGCAUCUCAGUUGGAGCCCCGGAAUCCGAGUCUUCUGAGAGCGUACGGCUGGGAACCGCCCACAGCGGACGAUCGCGCACCCCUUCAGAGAGCAACUUCCCGCUCAGCAUUUACCGACCACGGAACCGACCGAGGAACAAUUCAAGGAACCGCGCUUCACAUGCCGAUACUGUCUCGCUAGCAGACGACGUUCACUCGAUUGACGGAGCAGUAUACGCAGUCGGGCCUCACAUGUACCCGCUCAGCGGUUACUCAACACCGCACCUCCGGACCGAUCGGAGAGGACAAUUGUACAGCGCUUGGAACGCACCAUCACUGGACGAUGACGUUCAUGCCACACUCUUCGGGCGCCAAAACAGACAGAUCCUGCUCUUCUGUAUAGGAUUUCUGUUCCCACCUGCUUGGAUAAUUGCCGCGUUCCUUCCUCUUCCCCUCGACCCGAACGCUGUUGGUACCCCAACUGCCAGCCAGGCCGACUUGGAACAGCAAUUCGCCCGAGCGAUGGGGCCCGCCGACGACAAGUCCUUCCAGAAAGCAACCUGGUGGCGCAACCUCAACCGUGUCAUGUCCGGAGUUGGCACGCUUCUGAUCGGUGUCAUCGUUGCGCUGGCCAUUCUCGCAUCGCGCAUGUAA